This is a messenger RNA of Cryptococcus wingfieldii CBS 7118, 1644 nucleotides long. RefSeq names its product T-complex protein 1 subunit epsilon. Gene Ontology annotation, molecular function: ATP hydrolysis activity; ATP-dependent protein folding chaperone; ATP binding. The record is from RefSeq and is a predicted model, not a curated record. Lineage: Eukaryota; Fungi; Basidiomycota; Tremellomycetes; Tremellales; Cryptococcaceae. Gene Ontology annotation, cellular component: chaperonin-containing T-complex. The coding region runs from base 1 to 1644 and encodes 547 amino acids. Gene Ontology annotation, biological process: protein folding. The transcript has 8 exons.
AUGUCGGUUGAUCAGAUCAACCCUGGACAGGCCGUGUACGCCCAAGACGAAAAUGGACGACCUUUUAUCAUUGUUCGUGAACAAGGCAAGAAAGUGAGAACCCAUGGUCUCGAAGCUAUCCGAAGCCAUAUCCUCGCUGCCCGCUCUGUCACCAACAUCAUCAAAUCCUCUCUUGGUCCCCGUGGUCUCGACAAGAUCCUCAUUUCCCCCGACGGCGACAUCACCGUCACCAACGACGGUGCCACCAUCCUCUCCCAAAUGGAGGUCGAGCAUCAAAUCGCCAAGCUCCUUGUCGAAGUCUCAAAAUCCCAGGACGACGAGAUUGGAGACGGUACCACCGGUGUGGUGGUGUUGGCAGGCGCGUUGCUGAGCUCGGCGUUGAGCCUUUUGGACAGGGGAAUACACCCGAUCAGGAUUGCGGAUGGUUAUGAGAAGGCGUGUGAGAUUGCGGUGAACGAGUUGGAUAGGGUGGCGGACAGGAUUGAUUUUAGCAAGGAGGACACGUCGAAUUUGAUCAAGACUGCCAAAACCUCUCUUGGUUCCAAGAUCGUCUCUAUCGCCCACGAAAAGUUUGCCAAGAUCGCUGUCGACUCUGUCCUCUCUGUUGCCGACCUCGAGCGCCGCGAUGUCGACUUUGAGCUUAUCAAGGUCGACGGCAAGGUCGGUGGUUCCCUCGAGGACACUUCUCUCGUCCACGGUGUCGUCGUCGACAAGGACAUGUCACACCCCCAGAUGCCCACGACUGUUAGGGACGCCAAGAUUGCUAUCUUGACUUGUCCGUUUGAGCCUCCUAGGCCCAAGACGAAACACAAGUUGGACAUUGAGAGCGUGGAAGAGUACAAGAAGCUGAGAGAAUACGAGAAGGAGAAGUUCUUGGAGAUGAUCAAGAAGGUCAAAGACACUGGUGCCAACCUGGUCAUCUGCCAGUGGGGUUUCGACGACGAGGCCAACCACCUCCUCAUGCAAAACGACCUCCCCGCUGUCCGAUGGGUCGGCGGUCCCGAAAUCGAGCUCAUCGCCAUUGCCACCAAUGGUCGUAUCGUGCCCCGUUUCGAGGACCUUUCCGCGGACAAGCUCGGUAAGGCUGGUAUCGUCAGGGAGUUGACUUUCGGAACGACUAGGGAUAAGAUGUUGGUCAUUGAGGAGUGCGCAAACUCGAGGGCUGUGACCGUGUUUGUCAGGGGUAGUAACAAGAUGAUCAUCGACGAGGCCAAGCGAGCUUUGCACGAUGCCAUCUGUGUCGUCCGAAACAUCGUUCGAGACAACCGUGUCGUCUACGGUGGUGGUGCCGCCGAGAUCUGUGCUUCCGUCGCCGUGUCCAAGCGUGCCGACGAGAUUCCUUCUAUCGAGCAAUACGCCAUGCGUGCGUUUGCCCAGGCGUUGGAUGCGAUCCCUCUUGCGUUGGCGGAGAACUCUGGUUUGUCGCCGAUUGACACUUUGGCGGAUGUGAAGAGUAGGCAGGUGACGGAGGAGAACCCGAGGUUGGGUAUUGACUGUAUGGGACGGGGAGAGAAUGACAUGAAGACGCAACACGUCUACGACCCCCUGAUCUCCAAGAGGCAGCAAUUCCUCUUGGCUACCCAGGUAGUGAGGAUGAUCUUGCGAGUGGACGAUGUGAUAGAUGCUUCUGCGUUCGAGGAGUAA